Molecule: messenger RNA, 909 nt
Organism: Seminavis robusta
Lineage: Eukaryota; Bacillariophyta; Bacillariophyceae; Naviculales; Naviculaceae
Source: the annotation of a GenBank genome assembly
ACAAUCAAACAACAAGCAUCAAGCAACAACCUAAACAACCACACCGCACAGGAAGAAGAGGCAAGAUGGAUCUGAGUAACGUUGUAUUCAUCGAAAACAAAAAGAAGGGAAGAAAACGAAGAAAGGCGCAAGGAAGAACCACCAGAAAGAAGCCACAAAUGAUGGCGCAACUCCAUGGAAUUUGGUGGCACCGGGUCCAAACGAUCCGAGCGUAAAGCGACGAAACGGGAAGGUCUACCAUUAUUGCCACCACUGCAAGUUUUGGGCGUUGCACCAACCAGGCAAAGGGAAGAAUUGUAAACAAGCCGAGCCAUUGACCGAUCUGUUGGGCGCAUUCGGAAACAAUCGUCCACUCCAGAGCGCGACAUGGUUUGACAACAAAGGCGCGAGCAACGCGACAACACGAGGGAACGCCUUUGGUGCGGCCGCCAUGACUGGUCAAACUCCUCGUGAACCGACGUUUGGCACUAGAGUGCACAACGGUCCCAUCUUUAGGAAACCGCCGGGCUUCGCCAUGGCAUACCAGGGCCCAACCCAAUCCAUUUUUGGAGCCAAAAGUUGCAACCCAAGUCCCAGCCCAUUCACGCCCCAGCCAGAGCCAAGGAGGAAUCAGACCUCUUUUGGCCCGACCACUGAUGGGGGCAACGGAUCUAGUUUUGAGCAAUCGUUCAGCUUUCCCAAGGCAGAUCAAAGUUCGCCCGAUUCUAUCUUUGGUGGCCGUGUGAGCGGUCAGGCCAAUUUGGGGGGAUCGUUCAGCUUUCCCAAGGCAGAUCAAAGUCCGCCCCAUUCCAUCUUUGGGGCGAGCGGUCAAAAACCCGGCACAUUCAGGCCUCGCGCGGAAGCAAACGGCUUUUCGGAUGCGCAAGCCUUGUUGUCUUUUGGCCUCUCCGCGACUGACGGGAACUUGCC